This is a messenger RNA of Gopherus evgoodei (Goodes thornscrub tortoise), 7234 nucleotides long. RefSeq names its product protein tyrosine phosphatase receptor type S (gene PTPRS). Gene Ontology annotation, biological process: protein dephosphorylation. NCBI's taxonomy places the organism in Eukaryota, Metazoa, Chordata, Testudines, Testudinidae. The coding region runs from base 444 to 6242 and encodes 1932 amino acids. The transcript has 36 exons. The record is from RefSeq and is a predicted model, not a curated record. Gene Ontology annotation, molecular function: protein tyrosine phosphatase activity; protein binding.
CCAACUUCUUGUAUUGAAGACUUAAGACAUCCCCCCCACACACACACUCUUCAACAGCAAUGCACAGCAUGUAAAUUGGUCCUCCAGUGGCUCCCCUUUGUUUUUAAGUGCGUGGGGUGGCCGGGUGGGGGAAGCUGCUGGAUGCAGCCAGAUGAUGAGUAAAACGAUCUGUAUUUUUGAGGGCUUUGAGUGGUAGGAUAUUGUCAGAACCAAAUGGAUUUAUCACAGGAUAAAGUCUCCAGGCUUGCCUCCGGUAGCACCUACUCUGCAGACGACAUCGCUCUGUGGUGUUCAACUGGAAACCCUGAUGGAUUAAAAAAUACCCUCUUCUCUGUCAGUUCUGCACAGAAGGACGGCUCUCAGGUGCUGACGUCCCUUUGGAGGUUCUGUGAGUUUCGCUGAACUGGGGCCUUCCUGGCUGGGGUGGGAGGUCGUUGCCGAGAAUGAGGAUCCUUUGUAGCCUGGGAAUGUCUUCGCUGGUCCCUCUUGUGAACCUCCUCUCCUUGCUUCUGAUCGGCUGCGUGUCUGAAAGUCCCCCCGAGUUCAUUAAAAAACCAGUGGACCAAAUUGGUGUGUCAGGAGGCGUGGCUUCUUUUGUAUGCCAAGCAACUGGGGAUCCCAAGCCCCGAGUCACCUGGAACAAGAAGGGGAAGAAAGUGAACUCGCAGAGAUUUGAGACCAUUGAAUUUGAUGAGAGCGCGGGUGCUGUCCUGAGGAUCCAGCCCCUCCGGACUCCCAGGGACGAGAAUGUCUACGAGUGCGUCGCCCAGAAUGCUCACGGGGAGAUCACUGUCCAUGCUAAGCUCACCGUUCUCCGAGAAGACCAGCUGCCUUCUGGCUUCCCAAACAUUGACAUGGGACCCCAGCUGAAGGUGGUUGAGCGCACACGGACGGCCACCAUGCUGUGUGCAGCCAGCGGGAACCCAGACCCGGAGAUCACAUGGUUCAAAGAUUUCCUUCCCGUUGACCCCAGCGCCAGCAAUGGGAGGAUAAAGCAGCUGAGAUCAGGUGGCCUGCAGAUUGAGAGCAGUGAAGAGACUGAUCAGGGGAAGUAUGAAUGUGUGGCCAGCAACAGCGCCGGGGUGCGCUACUCUUCACCCGCUAACCUUUACGUGAGAGAGCUACGAGAAGUUCGCCGGGUGGCACCUCGCUUCUCCAUCCUGCCCGUCAGCCAUGAGAUCAUGCCCGGGGGUAACAUCAACAUCACCUGCGUGGCAGUAGGUUCUCCCAUGCCAUAUGUCAAGUGGAUGCAGGGGGCAGAAGACCUGACUCCUGAGGAUGACAUGCCGGUGGGCCGCAACGUCCUGGAGCUCACUGACGUCAAGGACUCAGCCAACUACACCUGCGUGGCCAUGUCUAGCCUGGGGGUGAUAGAGGCUGUGGCUCAGAUCACAGUGAAAUCGCUGCCCAAGGCUCCCGGGACGCCUGUGGUAACAGAAACCACGGCAACCAGCAUCACCAUCACCUGGGACUCGGGGAACCCCGACCCUGUGUCUUACUACGUCAUCGAGUACAAGUCCAAGAGUCAGGAUGGCCCAUACCAGAUCAAAGAGGACAUCACUACGACACGUUACAGCAUCGGAGGACUCAGCCCCAACUCGGAGUAUGAGAUCUGGGUGUCUGCCGUCAAUACCAUUGGACAGGGGCCUCCCAGCGAGUCCGUGGUGACCCGCACCGGGGAACAGGCACCAGCUAGUGCUCCUCGCAGUGUCCAGGGGCGGAUGCUGAGCGGCACCACCAUGCUUAUCCAGUGGGAAGAACCGGUGGAGCCCAACGGGCAGAUCCGCGGCUACAGGGUGUAUUACACCAUGGAGCCUGACCAGCCAGUGAGCAACUGGCAGAAACACAAUGUAGAUGACAGCCUCCUGACCACAGUGGGCAGCCUCUUGGAGGAUGAAACGUACACUGUCCGGGUCCUGGCAUUCACUUCCGUGGGAGAUGGGCCUCUCUCUGACCCCAUCCAGGUCAAAACACAGCAAGGAGUUCCUGGGCAGCCGAUGAACUUCCAAGCAGAAGCCAGGACGGAGACCAGCAUCAGAGUGUCGUGGAGCCCUUCCCGGCAGGAGAUCAUUGUGAAGUACGAACUCAGCUACAAGGAAGGAGAUCGCGGCAGGGAGGUGUUGAAGACCUUUGAGCCGACGACCUCGUUCACAGUGGAAGGUCUGAAGCCUAACACUGAGUAUGUCUUCCGGCUGGCUGCCCGCUCGGCUCUGGGCCUGGGGGCCUACACCCCGGAGGUCAGGGAGCGGACCCUGCAGUCUAAACCGUCCGCCCCCCCUCAAGACAUAAAAUGCGUCAGCACCAGAUCCACUGCCAUUCUGGUAAGUUGGCGGCCUCCGCCGGCCGAGAGCCAAAAUGGUGUCCUGGCUGGAUACAGCGUCCGCUAUCGAGCGCUGGACUCUGAGGACACGGAACUUAAGGAGGUGAAUGAUAUCCCCCCAACCACCAAUCAGAUCCUCCUGGAACAGCUGGAAAAGUGGACAGAAUAUCGCAUCACUGUGGUGGCGCACACGGAGGUGGGGCCAGGCCCGGAGAGCUCGCCAGUCGUCGUCCGAACAGACGAAGAUGUGCCCAGCGCACCACCUCGUAAAGUAGAGGUGGAGGUUCUGAACUCAACGGCCAUCCAAGUGUUCUGGCGCUCUCCAGUCCAGAACCGCCAGCACGGGCAGAUCCGUGGCUAUCAGGUCCACUAUGUGCGCAUGGAGAACGGAGAGGCCAAAGGGUUGCCCCAGAUCAAGGAUGUCAUGCUGGCUGAUGCCCAGUGGGAAACGGAUGACACUGCUGAAUAUGAAAUGAUCAUUGCUGGGCUCCAGCCCGAGACCUCGUACUCCAUCACGGUGGCGGCUUACACCAUGAAAGGGGACGGCGCCCGCAGCAAACCCAAACUGGUCACGACCAAGGGUGCAGUUCCAGGGAAGCCCAUCCUGUCCGUGCAUCAGACUCAGGAGAAUUCUCUCCUGGUGAAAUGGGAGCCUCCCUUGGAUGCCGAGGGCCAGGUCAUGGGCUACCGGCUCCAGUUCGGUCGACAGGACAUCGACCCCCUGUCCACCUUGGAGUUCACAGCCCAGGAGGAUAAGUACACCGCCACCAACAUCCACAAGGGCGCCACGUAUGUUUUCAAGCUGGCCGUGAAAAGCCGGGCUGGCUUUGGGGAAGAGGCCGUGCAGGAGCUGACCAUCCCCGAAGACAUCCCCCAAGGUUACCCCCAAAUCCUUGAGGCAAGCAACAUCACCUCCAUGUCAGUCCAGUUCAGCUGGCUGCCCCCCGUGCUGGCCGAGAGGAACGGCGCCAUUGUCAAAUACACUGUGGCCUACCGAGAAGCCGGUUCCCCUGGCAGCCCCUUGGAAAAAGACCUGUCCCCCUCCCCUGAGAACUCAUACACGCUCAACGGCCUCAAACCCAACACCGCCUACGACGUUAAAAUCCGGGCUCACACCAGUAAAGGGCCCGGGCCAUACAGCCCGACUGUUCAGUAUCGGACGUUCCUGCUGGACCAAGUUUUACCAAAAAACUUCAAGGUGAAGAUGGUGAUGAAGACCUCCGUCCUUUUGAGCUGGGAGUUCCCCGAGAACUACAACUCUCCCAUCCCCUACAAGAUCCAGUACAACGAGCUGACCAUCGACGUGGACGGCCGCACCACCAAAAAGCUCAUCACCAAUCUGAAGCCCCGCACUUUCUACAACUUUGUCCUGACGAACCGGGGAAACAGCAUGGGCGGCCUGCAGCAGAACGUGGCGGCCUGGACAACCACUGACAUGCUGACCAAGAAGCCGGAGGUGACUCACAAGGCUGACGCGGAUGGCAACGUGGUGGUGAUCCUGCCGGACGUGAAGAGCUCAGCGCCUGUCCAGGCUUACUACAUCGUGGUGGUGCCUUUAAAGAAAUCGAGGGGAGGCCAGUUCAUGAACCCCGUGAGCAGCCCCGAGGAGAUGGACCUGGAAGAGGUGAUUCAGGACAUCUCUAGGCUUCAGCGCCGGAGCCUCCGUCAUUCCCGGCAGCUGGAUUUCCCCAAGCCGUACAUCGCUGCCCAUUUCCGCACGUUGCCCUCCCACUUCAUCCUGGGGGACAUGAAACACUACGACAACUUCGAAAACAAAGCCCUGGAGCCGGGACACAAAUACGUCAUCUUCAUCCUGGCGGUGCUGCAAGACUUGGAAGCUACAUUCGCAGCUAGUCCUUUCUCCGACCCAAUCCAGCUGGACAACCCCGACCCGCAGCCAAUCAUCGACGGAGAGGAGGGCUUGAUAUGGGUCAUCGGGCCAGUCCUCGCCGUGGUCUUCAUCAUCUGCAUCGUCAUCGCCAUCCUGCUCUACAAAAACAAGCCAGACAGCAAACGGAAAGACUCUGAGCCGCGGACGAAAUGUCUCCUGAACAACGCUGAGAUUGCUCCUCAUCACCCCAAGGACCCAGUGGAGAUGAGACGCAUCAACUUCCAGACUCCAGAUUCUGGUCUGAGCAGCCCUCUCAGUGACCCUGAGUUUGACUUUGAAAGUAUGCUCAACCACCCACCCAUCUCCAUCUCCGAGUUGGCAGAACACACGGAGCAUCUCAAAGCCAACGACAACUUGAAAUUAUCCCAAGAGUAUGAGUCCAUCGACCCUGGCCAGCAAUUCACCUGGGAGCACUCGAACCUUGAAGUGAACAAGCCCAAAAACCGCUACGCUAACGUGAUCGCCUAUGACCAUUCCCGCGUCAUCCUGCUGCCCAUUGAAGGGAUUGUGGGGAGUGACUACAUUAACGCUAACUACAUCGAUGGCUACCGGAAGCAGAACGCCUACAUUGCCACACAGGGCCCUCUGCCGGAGACUUUUGGCGACUUCUGGCGGAUGGUGUGGGAGCAGCGCUCAGCUACGGUUGUGAUGAUGACAAAGCUUGAGGAGAAAUCACGGAUCAAGUGUGACCAAUACUGGCCAGGCCGGGGCACGGAGACCUAUGGGAUGAUCCAAGUGACCUUACUAGACACUAUUGAAUUGGCCACGUUCUGCGUUCGGACGUUCUCCCUUCACAAGAAUGGCUCCAGUGAGAAGAGAGAGGUACGCCAAUUCCAGUUCACAGCAUGGCCCGACCAUGGUGUCCCUGAGUACCCUACCCCGUUCCUGGCUUUCCUGAGAAGGGUCAAAACGUGCAACCCUCCUGACGCUGGCCCGAUCGUAGUGCACUGCAGCGCGGGAGUUGGACGGACAGGCUGUUUCAUUGUGAUUGAUGCCAUGCUGGAGAGAAUAAAGCAUGAGAAGACAGUGGACAUUUAUGGGCACGUCACCCUCAUGAGGUCACAGCGGAACUACAUGGUCCAAACAGAAGACCAGUACAGCUUUAUACACGACGCCUUGCUGGAGGCUGUCGCUUGCGGUAACACAGAGGUCCCAGCCAGGAAUCUCUACACUUACAUCCAGAAACUGGCACAGAUAGAGGUGGGGGAGCACGUGACAGGCAUGGAGCUGGAGUUCAAGCGACUUGCCAACUCCAAAGCCCACACUUCCAGGUUCAUAAGCGCCAACCUCCCAUGCAACAAAUUCAAGAAUCGCCUUGUCAACAUCAUGCCAUACGAGACCACCAGGGUCUGUCUUCAGCCCAUCAGGGGAGUGGAGGGCUCAGAUUAUAUCAAUGCCAGUUUUAUCGAUGGAUACAGACAACAGAAAGCCUACAUUGCCACUCAAGGGCCGCUGGCAGAGACCACCGAGGAUUUCUGGCGGAUGCUCUGGGAGAACAACUCCACCAUUGUGGUGAUGUUGACCAAGCUGCGAGAGAUGGGUCGGGAAAAGUGCCAUCAGUAUUGGCCCGCUGAGCGGUCAGCACGGUACCAGUACUUUGUGGUGGAUCCCAUGGCUGAAUACAACAUGCCUCAGUAUAUCCUUCGAGAAUUCAAGGUUACUGAUGCCAGGGAUGGUCAGUCCCGAACCGUUCGUCAGUUCCAGUUCACUGACUGGCCCGAACAAGGUGUGCCAAAAUCAGGAGAGGGUUUUAUCGAUUUCAUUGGACAGGUGCAUAAGACAAAGGAACAGUUUGGUCAGGAUGGGCCAAUUUCUGUCCACUGCAGCGCCGGAGUGGGCAGAACUGGGGUGUUUAUCACCCUGAGUAUCGUCCUGGAGAGAAUGCGUUAUGAGGGUGUUGUAGAUAUUUUCCAGACAGUUAAGAUGCUGCGAACACAACGACCAGCUAUGGUGCAGACAGAGGAUGAAUAUCAGUUCUGCUACCAGGCAGCUCUGGAGUAUCUGGGAAGUUUCGAUCACUAUGCAACCUAACAAGCCAUCCGCCUUGCAGACUCCGCCCACCACUUCAGCCCUGGAAGGCCUCUCCUGGCCCGGGAGGAGUGCUUGGACUUAUAAACCCGACUCAGAAGAAGUCCCUUUUCAUUUGGACCAUGCAGUGGGGAGCGGGGGAAGGAUUUGAAAGGAACGCCCCUUCAGGAACUCCCAUGUUGUAACCCGGAAAGUGACGAGGCAGCUCGGCAGGGCGCUGAGGGAUGAUUUUAAGUGGUGAACUGCUCUGGUUACCUCGCGUGGUGUUUGCUGAGGAGGGCGUACGGACAUCCUCAAACUGAUCCAAAAGUUAAAUGCGCCCUGUGUGAAACGUUACUGCUGAAGGGAGAGAAGAGGGCUGGAGAAGAGCAGGAAACCAGCUUUGGUUACAUCAUCAGAGUUCAGUUUAUUUACUAAUCUAGUUGGCGGUCUUUAAAGGAAGUCACUUGCAGAGUUGAAGGUGCUGUGUAAAAAAAAAAUAUAUAUAUAUAUAUAUAUAUAAUUAAAAAAAAUCUCAAUACUUAGGCAAAAUUAAGGUCAGGAAUACUGCUAGCUGGAGUCUUAAUAAACCUCAGUCUCAUCAUCAGGCUGAGUCGGGGCUUAUCAGCCCCUUGCCAACACCAUUCCCUCAAUACCUCUGCCCCCCAAGAGGUUUUACAGCUCAUCUUUUGAAUACUUGGAACAUUCCUCCUAAUCCCCACCUUUAUUUUUUUUUAGGCUAUUUAAAGGAAAAAAGUGGCUGUGCCCUAGGGGUCCCCUACCUGGGGCACAGACCUGCUGGGCAGAGCUGAGGUGUGGUCAGGUAGAGACGGGCUCUUCCCUGACUGGGUACAAUGACUGUUGGUUCUCUUCUCCCCUGUUCAGCUCAUCCAGACACACACACGGGCGCUGCUUUGAAUGAGACGUGUUUGAGCUGUACAGAAGUAGAACUUCUUUCCAUAUUAAACCACCCCCUUAUGCACACAGCUGUUUGUUUUUCCCCGGGGGUGAGGGGA